UUUCAUUAUUAUCACAGUACUCUAUGAGCGACUCCAAUGUCUGUAUAUAUUUUGCCAGUCUCAAGGGACAUUACUCUUAGAAUUUGCCUCCAAUUCCGUCCUAAAUCAAGAUGCCAGACCCCUCGAAGCGUAUCGUCAUAGAGAAAUCGCGAACCGUCCGCCGCCGAUAUCAACGCAGCAACAAACGUCUCAAGUUCACAGCAUCCCAGAUCGCACGCAUAGAACGAGAAGAAGAGCGAGAACGCCAAGCUCAGAAGCUUCGGGAGAAGGAGAAGAAACGCAUCGCCAACAAGAAAAAGAAGGUUGAGAAAGAAGCGAAGGCUCGCGAAGAACGACGGCGACUCGGAAUACCUGAUAUUAAUGCACCAAGAGUCCCAUCAAGUCAGCCAUCACUUGUCAACUUUCUUAAGAAACCACCCCAAGCCCCUACUGAGCAAGAGGCGACAUUUGACGACACGGAGCCUGACACUAUAAGCACGGAAGCUGAUACCUGUGAAGAAUCGCGCUCGGAGAAUGAUGAAUCAGGCGAUACUGAAGCUUUCAGUCCUGAAAUCAGUAUUGAGGAUGUGGAUGGAGCUUUGGAAUCGAACAUUGUUGCUUGUGGAAAGAAAGAUGAUGACGAAUUUUCCGACUGCUCUAUCUUUUAUGACGAGGACAUUAUCGGGGGAGCUGAAACAAUUGCAACCGUACAGGUAACUACCCAGGUGCAACCAGAAGCAAAGAAGCAAGAAUGCGAGCUAGCUCAAUUAGCUCUAUCGGCUCCAACCGGUCUACCAGCGGCUGAAUCCUUCCGAGAUGAUACAGCUAUCUUACUGGAAGAAUUUGGAUGUGAAUUCGACACUGACGAGGAAUUUGAACGGGAAUUGGCCCAGCUAGACGCAGGAUGAUCGUAAAAGCUCAUCUGUUGCACACAGCUGUAUGCGUUAUAUGAGUAUACUAAGGACUCUAUCCUCUUCUACAGCAAUUUUUAUACGGAGUCCUGUGGACUCUUCAUUUCUGAAUCCGGCCCGAUUUAGCGCCGCUCAUUGCUGCAUGAGCGACUAGGAGUGUCGAGUGAGCAGUGUCAAUACGCAGCUGAGCAAGAGUGGAGUAACCCAGAGCAGCCCUGGAGUGAUGCAGGCACAAUGCUUUGAUCCACCUGAGUGCUCCUGAAGCUAGCAAUACCUAACUAGAGCUCUGCCCAUAUGCCUGGCAUGCACUCUAUGAGUAACCAACAGAGCCUGUGAUAAUCCACCUAUGGCUCCUUAUGUGACUUGAAGCCCUACUGUCAAGACCCGUACAGCCAGACACUACCAGGGAUCCACAUACAGUCGU
Molecule: messenger RNA, 1314 nt
Organism: Aspergillus alliaceus
Lineage: Eukaryota; Fungi; Ascomycota; Eurotiomycetes; Eurotiales; Aspergillaceae
Exons: 1
Coding region: 111-887 (258 amino acids)
Source: RefSeq, a predicted model, not a curated record